Molecule: messenger RNA, 1588 nt
Organism: Drosophila hydei
Lineage: Eukaryota; Metazoa; Arthropoda; Insecta; Diptera; Drosophilidae
Product: zinc finger protein 420
Exons: 4
Coding region: 117-1478 (453 amino acids)
Cellular component (GO): nucleus
Molecular function (GO): zinc ion binding
Source: RefSeq, a predicted model, not a curated record
UUCUUGCCUGAACAAUCUAUCGACCAUCUAUCGUGAACAGUAAACAAAAUAAAAAUUGUUGUAAACUCAGUUAAGAGUAACUUAAACAAUCAUUUACAUCUGUGCAACGUCAUCCGAUGGACAUUAUAAACAAGAUGCCCUUUGAUGCAAGUAAAUGUCGUGUUUGUCUAAGCGAAUUCGACACCAGCGCCAUGCAAGCACUUUUUACAAACAAUAAGGAAGUCGAUAAACCCAAUGCUGAUGCAGGAGAUGAAGAACCGGAGGACACCAAUAAUGACAAGCAACCUUUGAGUAGCAAAAUUGAGUACUGUUGUGGAAUUAGGAUUCGUCAGGCGUCGCACUUACCAUCCAAAGUCUGCGAGAGAUGUUGUGAUUUUAUAAGCAUGUGGUUCAGCUUUCGGCAGAUGUGUCUGAAUUCGCAGGUGUACUUGGAGAGUACGUAUAUCCAUGAUGAGAAACCCAACGAUCUAAUCGAUGCCAGCGACACAGAAUAUAUGGAAUAUCUAUAUGAGACGUUGCAGUUGGCAACACUGGAUCGCUGCCAAACGAGUGAAGCGCUCCAAUCUGGCGACUCUCCAGAGAUAGAGAGUGAUUAUGUUGUGGACUAUGACGAGGAAAACUACGUAGCUGACGCAAUGCCCUCCGUUGAGCAGGACGAUUGCUCCAAAAAUAAUAUGCAAGAAAUACUAACUGAACUGGAGACAUACGAAGCAAAUGAGGACGUACCAAUCGAAGUCGAACCAAGUCUGAUUUAUGCAGAUGAAGGUCAAGCAGCUGAAGUUGACUUACCGCUUAAAGUGGAGGAUUGUGAGGUAGAUUAUUGCGAGGACAACGAUGAUUUUCUAUCACCAACGCCCUCGCCUGAACCACAACCAAACAACGCAACGGUCAAACGCAAACCAGGCCGCCCACGCAAAUCAGACAGUGAGCUUAAAUCGAAACGAAAGAACAAAAGCGAUGCACACUCUAGAAACGAGCACCCAAGCGAGGAUGUGCCCACAAAAUACAUAUGUAAUCUCUGUGGCAAUGUGUAUCCGAAGAAGGCUGCAUUUACAGCCCACAUGAUGGCACACACCGACUACAAGCCGCAUCAAUGCGAAAUCUGUUGCAAGUCUUUUCGCCAAAUGGGCGAACUGCGCGCGCAUAUUCGACGUCAUACUGGAGAACGACCCUACAAGUGUUCGUACUGUGAUCGUCACUUUUAUGACCGUAGCGAAAAGGUUCGACACGAACGAGUGCACACUAAUACGAGGCCGUAUGAGUGCAAGGAAUGCGGCAAAACCUUUACGCACACGGCUAUAUUGAAAAAUCACAGUUUGGUUCACUCUGGCGAGAAGAACUUCAACUGCAGCGUUUGCUCCAAGUCGUUUACCCUACUGCACCAGCUGAAGGCACAUUUGCAAACGCUGACACACAGAAGCAAAGAGAAUCAAUCUUUUACCAGCUCCAGUAACUCCUAUAUACUUCACACUGAGUAAUUUAAGCUAGACUUCAGUUAUUAUAAAUAUAAUAUUAACAAAUCAUUUUAUCUAUACUGAACAUUUCGUACUGUCCCUAAUUUGUAGACAAACCAGUAUAUAUGGUAUAU